AGAAGGUUGUGAAAAGAAUUAAAAAGAUCAAAAAACCUGAAGAAACAAACAAUUAGAGAGUGAUUACGAAUUAAAUAUAGAAAAAGAAAAACCGAUGUCUGAAGAAAUCGCUGAACAACCUGAAGAAACAGAAAUGAUUGAAACGAUCGAAGUUAUUGAGACAAUUGAGGAAACACCUGAAGGCGACAAAAAAGUUGUCAAAAAGAUAAAAAAAGUGAAAAAACCAAAAGUAACAACUGAAGAAACAAUCAGCUUGAAACCAUCUGAUGAACCAAUCAUAGAAGUUCCUGAAGAAGAGAUUCGUCCAGAAGCUGAAUCUGAAUCGACAAUCGAUACAAAAACAAAAAAGAAAAUAUUGAAGAAACCAAAACGAAAAGAAUCGAUCAUCGAAAUUCCAGAAAUAAGCGAUAAAGAAGUGAUUGAAGAAAUCAAAACAGAAUUCUUUGAAGAAAUCAUUGAAUUGCCCAAAGACGAUGAGCAAAAACCAGAAGAAAUUAUUGAAACAAUCGAAAUGACACCUGAAGGUGAUAAAAAAGUUGUCAAAAAGAUCAAGAAGACAAAGAAACCAAAAGAGGAAAAACCAGAAGAAAUUAAACCAGAAAUCAAAGAUACGAAACCAACGGAAGAAGAGAAACCGAUUCAGGAAAAAACAACUGAACAACCUGAAGAAAGGGAAUUGAUUGAAACAACCGAAGUAAUCGAGACAAUUGAAAUGACACCUGAAGGCGAAAAGAAAAUUGUCAAAAAGAUCAAGAAGACAAAGAAACCAAAAGAACAACCACUUGAUGAAGAAUCGAAACCAGAAAAACCAAUAGAGGAAGAGAAACCGAUUAUCGAAGAGAUUACUGAACAGCCUAUUGAAUCCGAAAUGAUUGAAACAACUGAGGUUAUCGAAACCAUUGAGGAAACACCUGAUGGUGAUAAAAAGAUUGUCAAAAAGAUCAAAAAAGUCAAGAAACCUAAGGCAGAAAAGCCAGAAGAGGUUAAGUCAGGAACUGAUGAAAUAAAAACAACCGAAGAUGAAAAACCAACCCAAGAAGAAAUUACUGAUCAUCCUAGUGAACCAGAAUUGAUCGAAACGAUUGAAGAGACAAUCGAUGAUGGAAGGAAAAUUGUCAAAAAGAUCAAAAAAGUCAAGAAACCAAAAGUGACAGAAGAAACAAUCAGCUUGAAACCAUCUGAUGAACCAAUCAUGGAAGAAUCUCUUAAAGAAGAGAUUCAUCCAUUAGAUGAAUCGAAAAUUGAUACAGUAACAAAAAAGAAAAUAUUGAAGAAACCAAAACGAAAAGAAUCAAUCACCGAAAUUCCAGAAACAAGCGAUAAAGAAGUGAUUGAAGAAAUCAAGACUGAAGUCUUUGAGGAAAUAAUUGAAUUGCCCAAAGAUGAGGAACAAAAACCAGAAACAAUUGAAACGACACAUGAAGGUGACAAAAAAAACGUCAAAAAGAUCAAAAAGCCUAAAACAAAAAAGUCAGAAGAAAUCAAACCAGAAAUCGAGGAUAUGAAACAAACUGAAGAAGAGAAGCCUAUGUCUGAGGAAAUCACUGUACCACUAGAUGAACAAAAAGAUGUGAUCAAACCUGAAGAUGAAACUCAACCUGAGAUGCCAGAUAAAAUCAUUGAAGAAAUCAAAAUGAGCAAAAAGAAAAUUGUCAAAGAAAAUCAAAAAGGAAAAGAAACCUGAUGAAGUGACAACUGAACUUCAACCUGAAAUUGAAGAGAAAAUGAAGAACCAGAAUUUCAUCCAUUACCCGAAAUAACAGAACAUAUGGUUGAACCAUCGGAAAUUUUCGAAACAAUUGA
Messenger RNA from Dermatophagoides farinae (American house dust mite), 1803 nucleotides. NCBI's taxonomy places the organism in Eukaryota, Metazoa, Arthropoda, Arachnida, Sarcoptiformes, Pyroglyphidae. The record is from RefSeq and is a predicted model, not a curated record.